This is a messenger RNA of Cyclocybe aegerita, 1407 nucleotides long. The record is from the annotation of a GenBank genome assembly. Lineage: Eukaryota; Fungi; Basidiomycota; Agaricomycetes; Agaricales; Hemipholiotaceae.
AUGGAAGUGGUCCAAUUAAAUAACGAGGCCCUUUAUUCUGACUUUUCACGGCAAAAACACGCGAAUGCCACAUCGUACCAUGCCAACGUCGAGUGGUGGCGGAAGGCACUCGAGGCGCUCGUGGCGUCUGGGUUGCAGCAACUACCUCCUCAUAGUGUUGUGAAAUCAGGAGAGUCGUCAACGAAUAGCGAUCGGCUGGUCCUACAUGCUGGAAGAGAGCUGGUCGAGCGUGUCAAGAUACCCAAAGUUGGGAAACCAUUGGCGCUGGGCUCCGUACUCUCUGAACUGCGCAGCACCAAGUCCGCUUUGCCCUUAUCAGAAUUUAUGAACGCCAAAACGUCGAUAUACGACCCCGGCUGGCUGCCUGGACGCAUUGCUGCAUUCGUCGUCGGAAAGCCCCUUUGGUGGGCUCUAGAGCAGAUGGGCAUUGUCGGCGAAGAGGGCUUGCUCGGUGGUGGCGCUGAGACACGUCGCGACCACCAACGGGAUACGGGGUGGUGGGGUGACUAUGCGUUGGUGCCGCUACUGGAUGCAGCUGGUGACGAGGUGGUGGAGAGGCAGAGGGCUGGCAUGGUCAGUGCUGGCGAUGCACUGUAUACCGUGGACAGUUUCCGGACAGCAUUUGCUGGUGUUGUUGGAGAAGAAAAUGCUGCUCCUCUCAGAGAGCUGGAUGCAAAUGUUCUCCUUCGGUAUCUCGAACGAGAUAAAGGAGUCAUCGUCGUGGACAAGGAGAUCAUCAAAUUUGUCGAUGCGUCUGCGUCGCUAGACGGACGGACCAUCACAGCUGUUGACAGAGGCAUUGUUGAGCUGAAGAGCGCCGUCCACAACCUCCAGGCGCAGGUGGACUCAUUGCAGAACAAGAUCGAUGAGUGUACGAAGAAAGCUUCUGCUGCACUACAACGGAAACAAAAACCUGUCGCCCUAAAUUACAUUCGAUCUCGCAAGCAGCUCGAAGACCUCUUGCAGAAGCGCCUUGGGUCGCUAAGUACUUUGCAGUCGACCUUCAUGACUGUGGAAGCUGCAGCUGGAGACGUCGAUAUUAUGAAGAGUUACGAAUCUUCGGCGGCCACCCUCCGCGCCAUCCUCGCACACCCGUCUCUACAGCGCGAGAGCAUUGACAAGACGAUGGAGGCGCUCGCAGAAGCAAAUGCAGAUGCCAAGGAGAUCGACGAUGCAGUCCACAUUAGUGCAGACGUUGCGCUUGGUCUGGAAGAAUCCAUUGACGAUGCCGAGCUCGAAGAGGAGUGGAAGGCUCUUGUACGUGAGGCUGAGGCGGACGAGAGAGCCAAAGCGACCGAAGAUACUGAGCGCAAGCUGGCCGAGGCCGGGAAGAUUCCGAAUGGAAUAGCUGUCAAUGGGAAGGAUGAAACAAGAAAGGAGCCUGCCAGGCUGACUGCUGCAACAUGA